AUGCCACAAGAAGCUAAUGAGUUGAUGGAGUAUUUUGAUUCAACUUACAUAGGGGGGAGAAUUAUAAAAAAUAAUACUAGAAGUAACGUUAUUAGAAGAACCCCUGCUGCAUUUCCUCCUUCAGUUUGGAAUGUUCACGAAGUUACGUUGAACGAUGGCCAGCGCACUAACAACCAAACUGAAGGAUGGAAUCACAGGUUUUCUAAAUUAGUGAAUCGAUCACAUCCAAGUAUAUGGUUACUGAUAGAAAAGAUGCGAUUAAAAUUAGGAGUCGAUGAAGUUAAAAUUGGGCAAAGAGAUAUUGGACAACCUCUGCCAAAAAAAAAAUGUAUAUUGGUAUGCAAGAAAAAUUAA
This is a messenger RNA of Macrosiphum euphorbiae (potato aphid), 354 nucleotides long. The record is from the annotation of a GenBank genome assembly. NCBI's taxonomy places the organism in Eukaryota, Metazoa, Arthropoda, Insecta, Hemiptera, Aphididae.